Messenger RNA from Zychaea mexicana, 702 nucleotides. RefSeq lists its product as uncharacterized. NCBI's taxonomy places the organism in Eukaryota, Fungi, Mucoromycota, Mucoromycetes, Mucorales, Lichtheimiaceae. The transcript is spliced from 2 exons. The coding region runs from base 1 to 702 and encodes 233 amino acids. The record is from RefSeq and is a predicted model, not a curated record.
AUGAAACCUAUCUUCUAUAUAACCCCUAUCCCUCAAGAUGUGCAUCAAUUGAUGAUCAGUAUUUUCGAAGAGGUGGACAGUCAUGGUAUAAAGAACAAGCUCAAGAUUGGCGCCCGUCAUAUGAACAUUCUGUCAACUAUGUCUGUCUACUUACACCAAGAUCCAUGCAUCGAUAUUGGACCUGCGACGUCGGCUUUAAUAGACACAGUCAGACCUGGACGCGCAAGGUUAUUCUUACGUAGAGACAGCAUUGAAUCCUUCAUGGUUUCUUUCGAGGACAAGUCAUACAUGUUCCCUCCUUACAGUAUCUCGUCCAUGCGCCAAGUAUCAACAGGAUUUGAUGACGCCAGUUCGUUUGCACCAUGGCGUGCCAUCAUUGACGUGUUGGAAAGUAUUUUGACUAUGCCAGCUACUGUUUUUACUCUUUGCGACUUGCCCCACAACCAAGGCUAUAGAGUGUCGGCCACAUCCACGGAAAAAAUAGCGUCUCGAUUCAUCAAGGACUGGGACAAGCUUGCUGCCAGCAUGACCGAUCUCAAGCUGCUCAUUGUGGAGCACCAUGGAUUGUCAGCACUGACUCUUGCGAUGCUACACGAUUUCAGUAGCAUUGCAAACCUAGCAUUGAAUCGACUUUCCGAUUGUAAUACAAGAUUGAAAGAAAACAUCAAGAUACGCCUCGCUCAACUUUACGGAGAUAACUAG